AUCGUCGGAAUAACGGACAACCCGGCUAGGAGUGCGAUUCGGAGGAGCACAUAGUGUCAGUGCGCGCAGACACCCCCGACCGAUCGCUCUCUCGGGCUCCGCGUCUACCGUCAGCCGUGGAGGCUCGCAGGGGUGAAAGCUCGCGAGUGUGAGAACUCGCGUGUCGCGGACACGCGUGACACCACGCACGCGAAUCGCGAAGAUCUUCCGUUCGCCAUGUGAGAGAGAUCAAGGAAAUUAUUGGAAAUUCUUGUUUCUUUUUUGUGGUCAUUUGUUUAGUGAGACUGUGUUUCUCGCUGGGAAAAAUGCGAUAUGCGAGCAACUCCGAGGUGUUUGAUAUUUCCGAGAAAGGUGUUUUCUUAUUUUGAGGAGAAGGAUACGUUUCCAAGAUGAAAAGUUGAUAUUUGGGUGAGGUACGGAGGACUGUUCGUAGGGGUUGUUAGGAUUCAGAAGACUCCGAUUCAAAUCUACAUAACAAAGGAAUCCUACAAAGGACUCUUAAUAAAAAAGUCAGUAUUUUGAAAUUAUUCUUGGCUUUCAUUAUCCGCCAUGAAUGCAAAACAUCUAGCAGCUUGUCAUGAUGGCAUGAUGACGAUGACGAUCAUUUAGAAGUGGAUCAAGACUUGUGUUUGGAUGGCUUGCAAACGAAAACGAAAAAAGUUUGAGACACGACGUGUCUGAGGCAAGCUCUUUGAACUCUUAUGCCACUGCGCCAUUCAACAUGGCGUAGCGGCGUGAACUUAGAGAUCAGUGCGAUAAGCGUUUUGAUGAAUGUGAGGAUGGUCAUACGGUAGCGUGUGCUAAGCGGGACUUAGAGCAUCAGCUCGAUAAAUUUGUGCUCCAAAUCGGAGCGGAUUACACACCAUCAGCACAACAGUCCUGGCGUCCAUGGUGACUCCCGGCGAUGAUUGGAUACAAUCAACACAAUUCCGGCUACAACAAGCUAUUUACCCAGGGCUCGGCGGAUUCGAACUACUCACAGCCGAGCUCGGAUCUCUCGCUGGACGAGGAGAAGGAAAGUUUACGACGCGAAAAGGAGAGGCAGGCCCUCAAUCAACUCGAAAAAGCUAGGUCAAAACCGGUAGCGUUUGCGGUGCGGACCAACGUAAGCUAUGACGGAUCCGUCGACGAUGAUUCACCCGUCCACGGCUCGGCCGUCAGCUUUGACGUCCGCGACUUUCUUCACAUCAAGGAGAAGUAUGACAACAACUGGUGGAUCGGCAGGCUCGUGAAAGAGAACUGCGACGUGGGUUUCAUCCCGUCACCGGUCAAGCUGGAGGCCCUGAGGUUGCAGGCGAGCACCGCGCGUGGCUCGAAGGGUCUCUACUCAACGCGAGGAGGGUCUUCAGGGAACCUUGGCGAGAGUGGUAUGCCCUCACGUGGUUCCACACCACCUACGCCAGGUGACGACAGCGACAGCGUCGGAAACGUGAGACCUGGCAAGGCGACCCUGACGACCCCUCCCGCUAAGGAGAAACGGAAGAACUUCUUCAAGAAGCCGUCCUACGAGACGACAACCCCCUACGACGUAGUACCUUCCAUGAGGCCCGUGGUGCUGGUUGGACCAUCACUCAAGGGUUACCAGGUAACGGACAUGAUGCAGAAAGCGCUCUUCGAUUUUCUCAAACAUCGCUUCGAAGGCAGAAUUAUUAUUACGAGGGUAAUGGCCGAUAUUUCGUUAGCGAAGAGAUCCUUGCUAAACAAUCCAACCAAAAGAGCAAUUAUGGAGCGAACAACUAGCAGAAGUAGCUGUUUAGCAGAAGUUCAACAAGAGAUCGAAAGGAUUUUCGAGCUUGCUAGGACUCUUCAGUUAGUCGUUUUAGACUGCGAUACCAUCAAUCAUCCAUCGCAAUUGGCGAAGACCAGUUUGGCACCUACGAUCGUUUAUUUGAAGAUUUCUUCGCCAAAAGUACUUCAGAGGCUGAUCAAAACUCGAGGAAAAUCGCAGAUACGUCAUCUAAACGUACAAAUGGUGGCCGCGGAAAAGUUGGCGCAAUGCCCACCGGAGAUGUUCGACGUCAUCCUAGACGAGAAUCAGUUGGAGGAAGCAUGCGAACACGUAGCCGAGUACCUGGAAGCUUAUUGGAGGGCGACGCAUCCACCGGAUUUUUCUACGGUGCCGCGCGCCGUGCCUGCACCUGAUGCUCCGGCGGAUUCGUAUACGCAACGCGUGCCCUCAGGUGCUCCUCAUGAAACUUACUAUCAUCGAAGAGGAGGCAGUUAUGGUGCUGGAGAUGUCAGUGGCGGAACGAGAAGAUCGCGGCUGGAGCGGAUGGAUCGCGAUCGGGGCGACCGCAUGGAUCACGACUACGGCGAGGAGGAACACGGCGUCGAUUACGGUAGUGCCUCGAGACGUCGCCAGCAGCAGGACUCGCGUGCUCUUAAUGCUAUUUAGGAGCUGGGGCCCCGGGGCCUGUCGCUACAGCGCUGUCCCCACCUGCGCACCACCGCCCUUUAGCGGGCUCGCCUCCCGGUAACGCUAGGAAGUGCGCAACGCUACCUCGCGAUAAGAUCGCUGCGCUCUGUUAGUGGGGCUGUUUCCUGUCGCGCUAUUCUACGCUAAAAAAGAACAGAGAGAGAAGGAAGGAAGAGAACAGAAAUCCAGAUCGGCUGAUACCAGCCACCAACAAGUCUGAGAAUGACGCUAUCAUGUAUCGAUCCUAUCUGGACGUAUCAUCGACGAUUUUCAAGAUCGUUGACGGUCUGUCUUCGCGUACCUGUUCAACCUCGCUAUCUACACUACCAGUCGCCAGCAGCGUGCACGCUAAUCCCGAACAACGUCUCGCGCUUGCAUUCUCAUCCGUGCCACUCACAGGAAAUGUCCAUAAAUUGUAAUGCAAGAUUUUGUUCUGUUAGAAGAGGUGAUUCAGUUGCGAUGUAAUCGUUGAAGAAUCCUUUUUGGCACGCUCAAAAAGCGUAUAUUCUUAUCUUCCAGAAACUUUUGCACUGCUAUACGCUGCUUUUCGCUGCUAUUUAUUCCUUACUAUUGCUUAUUACUGGGUAUUUCGAUCAAUGGCGUUUACAACCAUCUCAAUUGUAUGAUUAUAUUUCUUUAAUACUGAUCCAACAAAGACGGUUUAAUGAUCAAACAUUAGACACUUGUUUUUCUUCUUCUUUUUCUAAUACUACCGGUCAUCAGCAGCGUGCACGUGUCAUCCAGAUAUUUUUCCACCAAUAUAACUAAAUAUUGCUUAUCUUCGAACUACGUGUAAAGAAAAGACAACACGGCUAUUCUUGAGCAUUGCUGGACGAGUUCCGUCAGCAAUCCUACAACUCACACACGCUACUCAUACUCUAGACAUCUAAAUGUCCUACGUCGCGUUUUACUUCGUCAAUUGCGAAUGAUGUCGUAAUCAAAAUCGCGAACGCGUAUCACUCUGACAGUGUCACCUGCGAUUACUUGUUAAUUAUUACCAACCAUUGAAUUAUCCACACGCACAAACAUUAUGAAAGAUGUACCUGUUCGACGACAUAUACUGACUUAUGAACUUUGCUAUACUAUAUCGAGAGAACACGUCAACCGCUCACGAAGAAUAUCAUACUUUGCCAAAUGUGUCAAUCGCUCACUGUAAUGAGUGCUGACCAUGACGAGAUGCACGCUACAUGGCAUCCUCCCACGAAACAUUUUCUAUAUGUCACUGUACGGAGAAAGAGUAACAUUGUAAAAUAAUUUCCUAAAAGAAAAUAUAUAUACUUGGCUGCAUCCGGUGCUCCUCGUUAAGCACACUACUCCAAGUCGUUCGCACAUUCAACUGAGAUCCGAUUCUGCAUAUCUCUUGCGCGAAAAAUAGCGCGAAACUCACUCUCGAACCUUUUUACAGGCUCCCAAGUACGUUUACGAGCAACUGGUGCAAACGUUGUUCAAGCAAUCGCAACUUUACGAUAUUCUUUGCACUAAAUCAUUAAGAGCUCGCUCGAAAUCAAUUAUAAAUUAAUCAUUAGUUAGUAUUUAUACACGUUAUUUUACGAUACAAAUGUUUGCCAAACAUUAUUGCAGUAAGAAACAUCAUCGUGGAAAUUAUUAAGACAAAUGCUUUGUAAUUACCAUAAAUACUUCAAGGUUCGAGCGUAGUUUAAUGAUCGUUCAAUGAAACGGUCUUCGUAUCAGGAGUUAUGGUCAAGUCGAAACGACUCCAGUGUCCUUGUUCAUUGCAACAUAUACGCAGGACAAACCCCAUUCGUGGAAUCAGCUCGAUGACACUAGUAGACGCGCGAGAUAAUCGUGUGGGACGAGGAGACCAAGACAGAAAGUGCACUCGAGAGAGAGUGAAGAGAGCCCUGGGGCCUUAAUCCCUGCACCGUCUUCUCCUGGGCCCCAAAACUUAAACCUUUUAACCGUCGAACAGCGAUCGGCGAUCGACACAGAACCGAAUUUUUCUUGUGAUCGAGAAAAAGAUUUAUGAAGAGUAUAUCUGACUUCUAUUUUAGAAUUUAAUUAUAGAAUAUGUGAAUAAAAUGACGAUUAAUUAUAAUUGCAGAAAAUUAACGAUCGUCUAGAGGGAUGACCUAUGAUCAAGUAUAUCAGCUAAUUAUUACCAGUUAAUCUUGCAUGUAAGCGAAACAAGGAAGCUUUAACUGAAACUUCGCAGCUGAUCAUAGAGACUUCAAUUCGAUCGUCGAUCGUGGCAGCGAAUGUAGCCAUCAUAACUUCAGCGAUUUGCGAUCGUUACGGCUCCGCAAACUCGGACUUUGAUCGUAGAAAUCAAGAUCCGUCGUCGCUCACAACGGCGGAUUUAGCUGAACGACUCGAUCAAUGUAGUGAUAUUUACCAUCAAUCACAUAAUUAAAUUAGACAAAAACUAACGUAGAAACGAGGCGUUUUGGGGGAGCUUUUGAUUUAUGAGACGACGCACUGAUGAUACGACUCGAAAUCAGAAAAUGUCUCGGUGCGCUUUGAAUACUUUGAAAGUUUUCGAUUUUGAUUGAGCGCGUCAACAACCUGUCGCGCCACUAUAAUGCGUUUAUACGUUUUAUUAGAACUACGCAAAAGUAUAUACACUGAAAUACACGUACACUACACACCAAAGAAAGCGCGCUUUAUGUACAUAGUAUACAUAUAUACAUAUAAAUUGUAACACGCAAGUGAGAGAUUCCAUCUAUAUCGCUCGAUGAAUUUUAAUCAAGAUAAGAGAAAAUUCAAGAGGAUAUUUAUUCAGGAGAUGUGAAUAAAAAUGAUUCGACUUUUCUGUGGAUAGACUGAAUUGUGGAUAUAAUUUGAAUAUUGUCGCAGUAAAGCUACAUAACUAUUAGAUACAUUUCUGGACUCGUGAAUCGUAUAGCUCAUUAUUUAUCAUACAUUAAUUCAACAUUUGACUAGCUUCUUAAACAUUUUGAACUGGAAUAAUUAUAAAAAUUUUAAUUACUCUCCAAAAAUGUUGCUUAUUUUUAUUCGCAUUUCCCACUCCAAUGGCGUUAUGUAAAUACUGUAAGAAGCCUUUUAAACGAGUGCCGUUGAAGUACUCACUUACGCAAGCGUCGAUACGCCGUGCAUAACGUGGAUCGAUGUCGAAUUAAAAGAUACUUGUAAUUAGAUCUUCAAUUUGUUUUUACGCUAAAAUAGUAUAAUAAAAGAUAUUUAUCACGUCACGGAAAACAUUUGGCACGUGACAUGCUCAUUGCGAAAUAUCUGUCGACUCCAACGCGCGGAGCCAUCUGACUGUGGUAAAAAAUAGAGGAAAAUCAAUCGUAUCGAUUCAUUUUGCAGAAACAUACGUGAAAUAUUUCCCUCUGCCCAGGAUAAUAUGAUUAUCCUCCGUGUCGCUGAAGAAAUAAAUGUAAUACUUGAUGAAAAUAAAACUUACAAACAUCUUAGGAAUGUUCUCGCGGCCAAAUAACUCGGAAUAGAUCACCAUCAUCAUUUAGGAUAAAAUUAAUCGGAAAUUUCUUCUAUACAUACGUAUAUGCGGUGAUUGCGUGCAAGUGAUUUUGAUUAGCGGUGUCCUAUACAUUAUGUACGUCUGUAUAAACUAGCAUAAACCAUACAUACGGAUAACCUUGAUUCUAUCUCGAUUCAAGUUUUCGAAUUGAGUUUUCGAUCAAUUCGUUGAUAUUGCUUUCAAAGUCGAAUAGCAGUUAGAUUAUUCUCUCUUUAAGGAAAAAGAUUUUUGAAAAGUAUGCAUGCCUGAUCAUCUGAAAUGAUUUUCGUGGAGCUUGAGUACAUUUCGCGACAUAUUUAUGAAAAUUACAGAAACUCGGAUCGUAAUAUGAAUUCAUAUAUUAGAUCAAUCUGUUUAUUUGUUGAAACAGUAGAUAGGCAUAUGUGAUUGACAGAAUAUAGUGUUUGAAAAUUAAUUUACAUAGUUAAAUGAUGAUAGGUAUAUAACACGUCCUUAAUUGGUACCUCUUUUGUCGCAUCAUCUUUCUUGUAAUUGUAUAGAUUAAAUUUAUUAAAAAUUCAAGAAAGAAUAUAUGUACAUCUAAUAAAAUAUUUAGAUCUUCCUUAGAUUUUAAGUUCUUUGAAAGCUUAAGUAGGAGACACAAUGUUGAAUCAUAAUGUAGCUAAUCAGGUUGCAAAGUAUUAAGAGUAAAAUCUUUUUGUUUCAAGGUAUUGUAUUUUAUAAGACCGAUCGAUGAUGGGUACCAAUCAAAGACACAUUUUAUGAAGAAACUGUGCCGCGGAACAUAAUUGAUUUGCGCACUCUACGAUCAUACGUGCUAUGUAUUUGUUUGCCUCUUUUAAUACUUAAAUCUUAGAUAGAUAUGUAUAUACAAAUUUAUAUACAAAUAUCUGGAGUAUCUCAAAGCUUCGCAUGAGAUUUCGUGCCGACGCGAACUAUCGCGCCAAUAUCGCUUGUCAAUGUUGAGGAUGUAAAUUUUAUCAUAGGGAGAAAUUUUGUAAAGAGAAAUAUAUAGACAUAAAUAUCGCACGUUUGAGUGAGGAGCCAAGAAAACAACAGAGGUUCCGUUCUUUAACAAAUGAUCGAAUGAAGAUUAUCGUUGUGAGUCAUCUCUACGUGAAAUAACGAGUGACGCGGCAUAUCUCGAGACGAUCAAUCGCGAGGUCCUUUCGCAACUCAGACUUUGUACAUAUUAGGUAAAUAAGUUUCGUCAUGGUCGCUGUGAAUUCACGUAAAAGAUAUUCACACUGUUUUUUGCUUCCGUACGACGUGUUCGUUUCCCACGUCGAUCUGCACCGAAUGAGACCAUCCCAAGGAAACGCAAAUACACAUGACAUUCUCGAUAUAAAGAAAUAUGCUUCACUAUUCUCUCCUCGGGUGUAUAUUUGUAAGCAGAAUGCGGAAGUUUGUGUAGUUUAGCGAUGAGUUCUCCCACGCCGAUGAUGCUGAGACUCAUGAAGGCGAUCCACGUACGAUUGUUUUCACGUCAUCGUUCAGUCUAAACGAAAUUCUUCUCUUCUGCUCUUUCAUCGAUGUUAUUAAGAAAAUAACGCAUUUCAGAUUACUUAAGCGAUAACUCAUUAUGACACAAAUUUUGUGAACUUACAAACUUCCGUACUUUACUUAUAACGUUUAUUCACUUAUAAUAGCUAAGAAAACUUCUAAGGAUUUGCAUUCGUUGUAAAAACAAAUACAUGCUAUAAACA
Ooceraea biroi (clonal raider ant) is the source of this 7543-nucleotide messenger RNA. Its product is annotated as Ca2+-channel-protein-beta-subunit. Gene Ontology annotation, molecular function: voltage-gated calcium channel activity; protein binding. Lineage: Eukaryota; Metazoa; Arthropoda; Insecta; Hymenoptera; Formicidae. Gene Ontology annotation, biological process: calcium ion transmembrane transport. Gene Ontology annotation, cellular component: voltage-gated calcium channel complex. The record is from RefSeq and is a predicted model, not a curated record.